Molecule: messenger RNA, 1734 nt
Organism: Fibroporia radiculosa
Lineage: Eukaryota; Fungi; Basidiomycota; Agaricomycetes; Polyporales; Fibroporiaceae
Exons: 2
Coding region: 1-1734 (577 amino acids)
Source: RefSeq, a predicted model, not a curated record
AUGCAUCAUUGUCUCGAAAUAGACGAAAUUCUUGCGGUCAUUGUUGACUACGCGUAUGAAAGCCGACCCACGUACGAUGCUGCAGAAGGAAUCUCCGUGCAGCGAACACAACUACGAGGCUUCGAUAAGGCUACAGUUCUGGCUCUUGCACUCACCUGCAGAUCAUUUACCGAUGCCGCUCUCAAUCGCCUCUGGCAUUCUCAGAAGGGUAUAGAUCGGGUGCUCCGGACCCUGCCUGCGGACGCGUGGUCCGAAAAACGGGCUGAUGUGCACAUUACGCGACCACUUUCCAUUGCGGAUUGGGGGCGCUUCGAUUACUACGCGGGCAAGGUCCGAGUGCUUGAAUUCCAAUCGAGUCGUAUUCACAAUCGGCCACCAGAGAAUUCUUACGAACCAUCCCCAGUCCAAGGCUUUCAUUAUCUUUUCACUGGACGAAAAAUACCGCUGCUAUUUUCUCAACUGCGUCAUUUCACAUGGUCUGGUAUAGGAAAUACUGGUCUUGCCCCUCUUUUUGUCGGGCAACAACUCGAGUUAUUAAACCUCACCCUCUCAGUACUUCAGCGAGCACAUCAAGCCUACGUGUCUCCUCCAGAUGAUUUGAAAUUCGCAUUGGGUAUUCUGCCAAGGCUACAAUGUUUCUUUAUCCACAAUCAAAUGAUUCGGACGCCAGUGGAGCCCUGUUCGGCUUGGGACAUUUUUGGCUCAUGCAGCAACCUCCGUGUCGUCCGCGUCGACCUGAAACUUUCUACAAACGAUCUUGUUCGCAUAGCUCUCAUGCCUUCACUAGUUGAAUUUCACUUCGUCGCAAAUUCCAACGAUGACCUGGCUCCCCUCCUAAUGAUUCGAGACCAGCCUCUUUUCCCUUCCCUCCGCACCAUUGCUCUAGGCCAGUCUCGCAACCGUUGUGGGGCAGAUAUUUCCUCGUGCGCUGCCUUACUCGAGAAAAUGAAUCCAGGUGUUUUACAAGACAUCAGUCUUGAAGUCGUAGGCACGUCAUCAUCUGCUAUGCGCAGCAAGCUCCUGUCGAGCUUGCGUAUGCAUCGCUCGACUUUGCGGAAGCUUCGUCUUGUUGGCUUACGAACCAAUCCCGCUCCUAUUCAGCUCCUCCGUGAACAAGACGUAUUUGAAGAUUCCGAACUGGCCCCUCUUCUCUCCUUCACCGGUCUCACCCAUUUAUGGCUCUCGUUCAUCUGUCGAUAUGACCUGGGGGACUCGAUAGUUCAUCGAAUGGCGGAUAGCUGGCCUGCCCUACAAAGCCUGAAGAUCGGGGUCACUCUUGGAUGGGAUCAGAGGUCGCGUGUGACGACCUACGGUCUUGCGAGACUCAUCAAGACGUGUCCGCAAAUGCGGGAGCUCGCCCUCCCGAUAGAUAUCUCGCGGAAUUGCCUGGAUCCAGAGCGCGAUGAGCUCCCGCAGAGCCACCACAUUACGGCCAUCGACCUCAUGGAUUCCGCAAUUGUUACGGAGGAUGAAGGUGCACUUGAUACUACCGCGCGCUGCUUUGCGGCCCUACUUCCUGAACUCACAUGCAUCAAAUCGACUCGGCCGCUCUGGCAGCUGCCACGGCUCAAGGGGCCUGAUAGCAGCGACACGGCGCAGGCUUGCUGGACGGCAAUCCGGAACAAGAUUGUUAUGCUGUGUCCUGAUAGAGAGUACGUUGUUAGCAAGCAUGAUAAUAUGUGUCCCAUUCCUCGUGGACUCGCGACAUGCAUGGUAUCUAGACUGAGGUCAUAA